Messenger RNA from Cuscuta epithymum, 1498 nucleotides. The record is from the annotation of a GenBank genome assembly. NCBI's taxonomy places the organism in Eukaryota, Viridiplantae, Streptophyta, Magnoliopsida, Solanales, Convolvulaceae.
GGAAAAGAGAAAAAUGAUAAGAGAUGAGAGAUUAAGCUAAACAAUAGUUUGUCUCAUUUGGCUGCUGGGAAAUAUUCCCUUUCUUAAACAACCAUGUUACCGAUUCAUCUUCACGCCCUAUUAAAAGAGUACGUGGUCAAACAAUGGGAAAGGGAAUCAUGAAGGCAUAUGAUGCUUCUAAGACUAAAGUGAAGAUAAACGUUGAUCUGUCAAUUGGAAGACCUGAGAACGCAGAAGAGUCAGCCAAGCUUUCAAGUCAAAUCGGUAUAAUUACUCGCGAUGUGCUUCCUGUUUCUAGAAGGUGGAAAGAAGUAGAUGAAGAAAAUGGAUUGGCUCCUGGAUUUGAUCACAUGCAGUUGCAUAUGGAUGUCAAUAUUGAUGACGCGGGUGUCAAAGAAAGCUUGGUUGAAAGACUGAAAUGUAGUACGCGACAAAAGCGUUACAAGCUACAUCUUCAUUACAAGAAAUUUCAAACUCUGGAAUUGGCUAAAAGUAAUAAGCCAUCUUCUUAUCCAGACCAAAACAAUUGGGAGUUGUUGUGUGAUUACUUUGCAACAGAUAAAUUCAAGAAAUCAAGUAUUGCGAACACGGAAAAUAGGAAACUGGUGCGAGCGCCACAUAUUUCAAGCAGAAAACCCUUCACUGUACGACGACUUGAAAUUGUGAGUUAAAUUUAUUAUCUUUACCCCGUUUGACAAUAUACGUUCACAAUUUGCUACUAGUGUUUUCCGGAUAAAUGUAUUCUCUUAUAUAAUUUAACAUACUCUUCUUUAAUUAAAUUUUUUAUCUAUGAUAAUCUAAAUGUUUUUAUCUAGUCUCAGAAGCAGCUAAAUGGUGAUUCUUGUGAUCGAAUUGAGUUGUAUAAACAAACUCAUUUUACUGAGAAAAAGGGAUGGUCAUCUAAGGUGGCAGAAGAAAAUUGGGUAAGUUAUGUGUCUGUUUUUCUUAUUUUAUUCACAACUAAUAUUUUAUAUGACAAGAAGUAAUGUUAUUUUAUGCCAUUAAUUUAUCCAAUUAAGAGUUGAUGAAAAAGAAACAAGAACAAUAUAAAGAGGAAGGUUGUGAUAAGAGCACUGAUGAUAUAGUUCUUGAGGUACUUGGUCAUGGAUCUGGAUACAUUAAAGGCCUUGGGUAUGGUCCUAAACCUAGCAGACACAACGGUGCAAAUCACUCCCAAACUCAGCACCUCCAAAAUGAGCUUCAACAAACAACAAAAAUUACAAGUUUCUGAAACACAAUUUGAUGGACUCAAAAGUCAAAAUUCAAGUGGAAGAUACUGAAAAAGAGGUGUUUGACUUGAGAAACCAGUUGGCUCAACAAGCUUCCAAAAUGGAGCAACAAGAUUCAAAAAUGGAGAAGAUCAUGGCAUUUAUGGCUACCCAAGGAAUGAAUUUAUAAAUUUUGCUUUUAAUUUAUUGUUCCUGUAUAGUUGGAAGUAUGUUACGGUUUCCGCAUAGGAUUAGAAUGCUCUAAAACUAUUUAGCUAGUCAGUUUUUUU